AUGCCUACCUACGAGCUUCGAUCUGGAGGGGACGUGAAGAACAAGAAGCAGAGUGUGGCCGAUCUGAAGUACCGACGGCUGACAGAGCUCAAUGCCCGUCUAAAGGAGGACCUCGAUCGCCCCCGAGUUAAGGUGUCAGAAGCUGCCAUGUCGCUUAUCAACUACUGCAACAACACUCGUGACUUUAUGGUACCAUCGGUAUGGGGACAAGUUGACAAGCGUGAAGACCCGUACGCUCCUCAACAGCAGGGAGGUUGCUGUACGAUCAUGUAA
Molecule: messenger RNA, 273 nt
Organism: Aspergillus versicolor CBS 583.65
Lineage: Eukaryota; Fungi; Ascomycota; Eurotiomycetes; Eurotiales; Aspergillaceae
Product: guanine nucleotide-binding protein subunit gamma
Exons: 3
Coding region: 1-273 (90 amino acids)
Biological process (GO): G protein-coupled receptor signaling pathway
Cellular component (GO): heterotrimeric G-protein complex
Molecular function (GO): G-protein beta-subunit binding
Source: RefSeq, a predicted model, not a curated record